GGUGCUGACACUGUUUCAGAGAUGGAGCCAGAAAUGGGAGUGCCACCAGGCGGAUCCCCUUCAGGUGAUGUGGCCCCCGUUUUCCGCGGACAAGAGCCGAAGGAGCCUCGGGGCUGUUUUGGACGCUGCCUUCGCCGUGCGAAGGGGAGACCAGUGAAGCUGCCAGAGACGCCUUUGAUUUUGGCGGGCGCAUUUGGCGGACCGUUUGGCAUUUUCUUGUUCACGCCACUGAGAAAUGCCCUCACCUUGGCAAGCCAAAAUCCUGACGGAAGCGCCCUUGACUUGUAUGCGGGAGUUUUUGCAGGAGGCUUUGCUGCUGGGUGGACUGGAGGUUUUGCCUGCGUUCCUCCGAGCUGUCCGCAGUUCAUUGUCAUGGGUCCGCUGUUCCACUUCUUGAAGGACCUUUUGCAGUCGGCGCCACUGGCCGUGAUCUGCAGCUCGCUGGCCGAGACGACGAUUUCCUUUGCUUCCCAAACAAUCAAUGCCCAGAUGGCCUUCAAUGCUGACCAGGAGUUACUGGGCUUGGAUGGCAAGGUUGAGCUUUGGAAUCCCUUUCUGCCGUUUGGUCCGGGGUCCUCAGUUCAUGUUUUACGAAGAAACAUAGUGGCCCUGAGCGGCUUGCGGCUGUUUUCUACACCAUGCCAGGCUGGCUUGGGCAAGGUUGCCCAGGCAGCCGGGCUUCAUUUGCCUGAAGGCGCGCAAAAGUUCCUCGGCGACUUUUUGGCAUCUAUGGGCGCGGCUAUUCUGAGUGCUCCCUUGAACCAGCUCUUCAAUUUUGCGGUGACGUCAAAUGAAUUCGCGGGUGCCAGCUUCGUUCAGAAGCUUGCCCUAUGCAAAAUCUUCCUUGCGAAAUCAUACUUGAUCUAUGCAGAUGGCCGCCUGGUUGGCAUUUCGCCAACACUGAUCCGCGACCUCUUCAUGCGGUGUGCAUACAUAGCGAACCUCUACGCCUUGUUUGGCCUCUUCGAACGUCUGGCCGUUGCACUCUGGCGGCGGCGCAAGGUGGGGCAAAGGUGAUCUGGGAAAGCAAAGCGGGCGCAAAUGAUUGGCUGCGCAGCUGAA
Effrenium voratum is the source of this 1062-nucleotide messenger RNA. The record is from the annotation of a GenBank genome assembly. NCBI's taxonomy places the organism in Eukaryota, Dinophyceae, Suessiales, Symbiodiniaceae.